Molecule: messenger RNA, 1749 nt
Organism: Podospora anserina S mat+
Lineage: Eukaryota; Fungi; Ascomycota; Sordariomycetes; Sordariales; Podosporaceae
Exons: 4
Coding region: 1-1749 (582 amino acids)
Biological process (GO): protein K48-linked deubiquitination
Cellular component (GO): nucleus
Molecular function (GO): cysteine-type deubiquitinase activity; ubiquitin binding
Source: RefSeq, a predicted model, not a curated record
AUGUACGAACAAGACCCAGCAGCCCAGUUCGUCCAUCAAGUGUCGGCUGGAUACUCGCUGCCCCAGACGUUGCCCCAGUACACAUUCGAUGAGACACCGUUGCGCUUAACGGACCGGCGUGGACGCGGUGGUGGAUAUGGCGGGCUGGGAGGGCCUGGGGUAGGAGGCGCGGCCGGCAGGUCCCUGCUUUAUUCGCCCAUUUUCAGCACGCCAGCAAGCGCCAACGCUGCGGGCGUCGGCCCCGCAUCUUCUGCCGCCGGCCACUUCAACUUCCACACCACCUCUGCAACCUCCGCCUCUGCUCUCACCUCGUCCGUCCCCGCUACCACACAUCACCGGUCCUCGCCGCCGCAUUUCGCCAUUCAAAAGAUGGAGCCAAAUCCCGAGGAUCUAGUCGCCCAGGAGGCGGCCGCCCGGGAAUUCCAACCCCAGCUCGAGGGCGAAAAGACGCCCAGCUCCGCCAUCACGAGCGAAUAUGCCAAGGCCGAUCCGGUAUACAUCCAGAAGACGGCGGUGUUACCCCGGACUUACUCGCAUUACCGCCCGAUCCAAGGUGACGGGAACUGUGGCUGGCGGGCCAUUGCCUUUGGCUACUUCGAGACGCUGGUAAAAGGCGGCAACAAGGGCCAGAUCGAGGCCGAGAAGCUACGUCUGGAGGGCCUCAACAGUUACAUCGAGACCAUUGGCGGCCACUCCCCAUAUGUCUAUACUGACUUUGUCGAGGAGACAUUGCUCCUCCUCGACAGGGUUGCCGCCCUUGCCGGUGACCCUGAGCAGGCCAUGAGAGAGGUAUAUGCGACCUUCAACGACUCCGAGAUCGGCAAUGCCAUCAUGUACCACUUUCGCCUGCUGGCGAGUUCAUACCUGAAGGGCAACCAGGAUACGUAUGGCGCUUUCGUCACGGACGAGGCAGGUGUGCAGGGUUAUUGCAGCAACGUCCUGGAGCGUCAUCAGGUCGAGAUUGACCACCUUGGUGUCUCGUUACUGGUCGAUGUGCUUCUCAAGCCUGUCGGUUUUGUUUUGGAAGUGGCUUACCUUGACCGCAGUCCUGGCUCCGAAGUCAAUUCGUACCGGUUUCCUGAGGAGGCCAGGGACCGACACCCAUCGACACUUGGACCCAUCAUCUACCUCCUGUUCCGUCCCGAUCAUUACGACCUUCUCUACGUUGCCGAGCCCGAGCCGAUUCCCGAGCCCGUUACUGUGCAGGUUCAUCGCGUGGCAUUUUCACCCACCUACGAUAUCGCCAGCGCCCCUGUUUCCAUGCCUAGCUACGGCAUCAACAUGGGGGUGCUCGGCAUGCUUCCCGGCUUUCAUGGGCCGCCACCGGGUCUAGCCCCAACCCUUCUGGAUACCAGCCCAUCACCAUUGUCGGCAUACAGCCCGAGUCCCACGUCAACCUGGAUGACCCCACCCUUUGCUGAGCCUCCUCAGCAGGCGCCUCCGGUCUCUGUCGCGGUACAAGCGGCCCCGGUUCCCAUGUCGCUGCCCAUCCAUACAGCUCCGGCGGUAGUUCCGGCAGCACCUUUGCAGACACACCCACUGCGUUUCAGCGAGUACUGCCAGCUUCCCGAGUACGUGGAGAACGACACAUGGCGCGAACCCAGCUUCCAAACGUCGACGUUUCGGAACAGCCAUUUCAACGUUGCGCACUACAACAACCCCAACUUUCAGCCCGAGGAAUAUCGGCCCGAGGCUGAAGACUACGAGGGACCGCAGCGCGGAAACGGGAAGAAGCGCGCGAGCGUCUAG